Messenger RNA from Elgaria multicarinata webbii, 2802 nucleotides. RefSeq names its product adhesion G protein-coupled receptor G1 (gene ADGRG1). Gene Ontology annotation, cellular component: plasma membrane. Gene Ontology annotation, biological process: adenylate cyclase-activating G protein-coupled receptor signaling pathway; cell surface receptor signaling pathway. Bases 496 to 2550 code for a protein of 684 amino acids. The record is from RefSeq and is a predicted model, not a curated record. Lineage: Eukaryota; Metazoa; Chordata; Lepidosauria; Squamata; Anguidae. Gene Ontology annotation, molecular function: heparin binding; G protein-coupled receptor activity. The transcript is spliced from 14 exons.
UUGGGCGUCCAACGAAGCCUGCCUUUGAUGCUUGGACCACAGAGAAGUUGCCCACCUGUCUGGAUUUUACCCUCAUCCUGAGAUCCUAUUUAUAUAUAAUUUCCUUAAGGACUAUCAACGGGAGUGGUCUUAGGUCCUAUUUUACAGAUGGCAGUCCUCCAUUUGACAGCGUCCUCUGUCUGAAGCGCUGCCCAGUCAAAGUUUGGUUUCAGUUGGAAGAACAAGAAGAGGGGAGAGCACUGAGGGCGUUAGGAGUUGCCCACCAACACUUUAGCACCUGGACAGCGGACUGAGCAGGCAUUCAGGUCAUGGUCUUCCCCAUGAUGAAACAGAAUGACGGGAUUUUAGCUUCCAUCCUGAUCUGCUGAGCUGAAGAAGAGACGAGCAUUCAUGGGGUUGUGGACGGACGCUUGGGGAUUCCUGCUGCCGGUGUAAAAUCUUGAUUGCAAAGUAAAGCCAUUGCAGAAUAGCCCAGGCUCAAGCCAAGUACCCAAGAUGCUGUUCUUUCUACUGCCUCUCAUUUUGGGGCCUCAAGGUAUUUGCGGGGACCACAGACAUGAAGUAGACUUCAGUUUUUGUGCUCACAGGAAGCAAACAGAAAAAGGCCACCUCCAUUACAAAAUCUGGGACCAGGCCAUCAGUAUUGUAAACAGUGCAACUGGACUGAAUAUAAGUGCUCCAUUCCCACCAGCACAUCAGAGCAGCAUCUGGACUCUGCCAGACCGUGCAGGGAGUUACCGCUUCUGCGUUUACUGGUUUCAGGAUGACCACAUUUUCAUGCUCAACUACGGGAACACCAAGAAUUACACCCUGAGUAAACAGGCUAAUUAUUCCUUCUUCUCUCCCAAUAUCACUGGAAAAACCAAUAAAAGAGAUACUCAUUGGCUUCACAAUGUCUCCUAUACUUUUGCCAAGGGCUUCCACAACCAAUCCCUUCCCAAUUCAUCUUCCUACGAGUUCUUCCUCACAGAUUCUGGAAAACAAAGAACCUCUCUCCAAGUAAGUGAAGCAGAAAAAGAAUUCAGAAGCACAGAAGAAAAGCUAAAGAGCUUGGAAACUGAGAUGAGGACCCCCAGGCAAGGAAGAACCAAGCGGGGAAACCCAUUCGUGCAUCUCAAGCGUUUGGAGUCAACGUUGGGAAAGGUGGACUUCGAAGGAAAGAACAAGAGUUUUGGGGAAGGAGCCUUGCUGCAGGCCAGCGUCUGGAAUGUCCCAUCCCAGAGUCCUCAUGACCUACCCAUCAAGUUGCGACUGGAAGAGGACAAAGAGCUUCGUGGCUUUGAAGUCACCCUGCCCAAAAUCGUCUUUGCAGAUCCCUCGAAGUCCCAAUACGAGCGACGCAGUGGCAUGACGAGGGCAGUGCUGAUGGCGGUCACCAGCCAGACCCUCUUCCAGAAGCGAGAUUCUAGCCAGAUCCUUGGAGGCAAGGUGAUCGGAAUCUCUGUGCGGAACCGUUCCGUCCACGGCCUGCCCCAGGACCAGCGUGUGGCCAUCACUUUCCAGCACAACCGUCUCCCGGGGAAUAUGACUCCUCAGUGUGUUUUCUGGGAUAUGGACGCCGAGGCUGGCCACUCCGGCGAGUGGAAUGAGUCAGGUUGUGAAGUGGUGCGUGGGAAAACCCACCUGACCUGCCUUUGCGAUCAUCUCACCUUCUUCGCAGUGCUGAUGGUGUCCUCCCCAGACGUCGACCCCGUCCACCAUCAUUAUCUGACCGUCGUCACUUACGUCGGUUGCAUCAUUUCGGCAUUGGCUUCGUUCCUCACCAUCUUCUUCUUCCUGUGCUCGAGGAAGAAGCAGAGAGACCACAUUGUCUACGUCCACAUGAACCUCCUCUGGGCCAUCUUCAUCCUUGACAUGAGCUUCCUCAUCGCUGUGCCCCUGGCUCCCAGUGGCGGGGACGCGUCUUGCAAAGCUGGCGCCAUGUUCCUGCACUUCGGCGUGCUCGCCUGCCUGACCUGGAUGGGCAUCGAGGGCUACAGCCUCUACCAGCUUGUGAUUGAGGUCUUCCAUUCCUACGUCAAACACCUCCUGCUCAAGCUCUGCCUCGUGGGCUGGGGCUUUCCUAUGUUCGUAGUCACUCUGAUCUUUGUGGUUGAUCAGUCGCACUAUGGACCCGUCUCCUUUAAAGUCUACGAGUCCCCUGAGAGAUACACCAAUGCAACCAUUUGCUGGAUCACAAAAAAGGAGAUCAACAACUACCUGAACUUGGGAUUUUUAAGCCUGGUGCUCUUCUUCAACAGUAUCAUCCUGGCCGCUAUGGUGCGAGAGAUCCUCAAACUGAGAUACCGGGAAAAGCACUGGGAAUACGCCGUGAUGCUUCUGGGACUGAGUUGUGUCCUGGGCAUCCCUUGGGGGCUGAUCUUCUUCUCGUUCACCUCUGGAACCUUCAAGCUUGUGGCCGUCUACCUUUUCACCAUCAUCAACUCUCUCCAAGGCUUCCUGAUCUUCCUUUGGUACUUGGCGAAAGUCCUGCAGUCCCACAAGAAGGAGUCCAUGCAGUUCGCCUCUUCUAACAGCAUGCGGCUUCCUUCCAGCAGUACCAGCAUAUGAUCCCGCGGAGACGGCUCUGGGCUUCGACGUUCUGCAUUGGCUCCUUUUGGAACUCAAUAGAAAAUCACUUCUGUGUAUAUGUAUUAUUUCUUCUUUGGGGGAGGGGUUGGAAAGACAUGUUCAUCCUUGAAUAAUAUCGGCAAUGUCUCUUUUUGUAAUGUAAAUAUUAUUUUUUAAACUCUGGUGUAAAAAGUUCUAUGAAAGUACUUUGGAAUUGAAAACGCAAUAAUUAAACAGUCUUGCUAAGGACAC